Populus euphratica (Euphrates poplar) is the source of this 1663-nucleotide messenger RNA. RefSeq lists its product as uncharacterized. The transcript is spliced from 2 exons. The coding region runs from base 115 to 1332 and encodes 405 amino acids. Lineage: Eukaryota; Viridiplantae; Streptophyta; Magnoliopsida; Malpighiales; Salicaceae. The record is from RefSeq and is a predicted model, not a curated record.
AGAGCAGAUCAUCUUGUUCCUGGAAGUGGAACAUAAACAUCCCGUUUAUUUUAACGUUAGACUUGCUUAAUUGUGCCUUACAAAGGCAUUCACUGCUUUCUUACUGCACUCACCAUGGAAACUACAUCAGUUCUCCUUCACUCUAAAACAAUUCCAUUCAUUUUCACUAUUUCCAUCAACAACAGAAAAAGAAAACUCUCUUUCCGGCAUCACAACAAACACCUUGAAUCCCAUUUAUCAAAUACCAGUUUACUCUCUGGUCAAAACCUUAAACCCAUAAAAAACCCAUUAAACCUUCCUUUUUCAUUUUGUCUGUCAACUUCAUCCCUGAAAAUAACGGGAACCCACUUGGUUUCUCCUCCCAAAUGCUCAUAUUCGGGCUCUGUAAGCACAGAGGGGCUUCGGACCCACCAAUUUUUAAAACCCUUAAAAAACCUCUCUCUUGAGAAACUGAAAGCUACCCUUUUGCAAUUAACCCCUGUUGAUAUCAUCAAGUGGUCUGCCAUCUUAUCGACUGCAAUUGCUGCCACUAAAUGGACUGUGAAUUUGGUAAUUAACCCGUUUUUCUGGAUGUAUUUUAGCUGGACAUGGUUGUUUUGGCCAUGGUUUGUGGCUAUAUCACUUGCUGUUUAUGGGUUAUACUGCUUUUAUAAGCAUUCAAUCGGUGAAGCUAGCAUUUUUGAGCAACUUGCGAUUGUUACAUCAAUGUUCACUUGGUUAACUCUUGUCCCUCCUGCCCAUUUCAGUGGAUAUCUACAAGGAUGGCCUCUUGUGUUCUUUUUUGUGUAUCAUUAUUUCUUUUUCUUCAAUGUAAGUGUGAGGAAACGUUUGUAUGGGGAUUAUUAUGCACGUCCGCAUGACCCCAAGUGGGAUUUAAACCCACCUAGAUGGUGUCGCCAUUUGUUUUGUGUUGGGGUCAUGGCCGGGCACUGGCUUGCAGCUUUUGAAGGGCCAGAGCUGCACCUUAUUCCUGGUGGGUUGAUCAAUAUGGGGAUUUGGAUUUUGAUAUUGGCAACUUUGCUAAUGCAAUAUAAUUCUACAUUUUACCUUGCCAAGUAUUCAGAGAAGGUGGUGGUGCCUUCUGCUGUUGUGCAGUUUGGGCCAUAUAGGUGGGUCCGGCACCCCAUCUAUUCGUCCACGUUGCUUCUCUUUGUGACUUAUUUCAUUGCGCUUCGUGCACCUUUGAGCCUGUUGUUUGUGGUAGCGGUAUGUUUGAUGUAUUAUGCACAGAAGGCAAAAAUGGAGGAGGAUCUAAUGAUUGAGACUUUCGGGGAGAAGUAUCUAGAGUACAUGAGUAAAGUUCAGUACAAGUUCAUUCCUUUGAUUUAUUAGGAUGGCCUGCAGGGAUGUCCAGGUUUCCACACUUGCGUUUAUCGCCUUUUGAUCUCUUUUUAAUGUAUAUGAUGGGGAGGCUGGCUGGCAUAACUUUUCUAUGUUUUGCGAACGUGUUUCUUGGAAGUUUACCAGUUUCAGUCCCACCUAUGUGCUAUAAUAUAAGUAUUUUUCUCCAUGGGCUUCCCCGUUUCAGGAAUUUUUUAGAAAGCACGUAACAAGUGUCAUUUUUAGUCUUGUGAUAGAUGGGAAGGGGAUAUGAUUUUUUACAUGUUAUUUGGUAUUCACUUCACGAAAUCCUGUAGUCUUGCUGCAUAUGGAAAUAGGGAUA